AUGCAAACACCACAAGAAGCUAAAGAGUUGACCCUCCUCAAACGCGAAUCAAAGUCAUUUGAAGCUAUUCAACAAGGCGCAGUCCUUUCUCUUCUGAUAAUGAAUGGCGUCGAAAUUGAAAUAGCAUGUCCUUCCCGUUUUGCAUCAAAGGCAAUGCAACUGUUUGUAGUGAACGAUGUCAUCACUAACAAUACACGACUUGGCUUUGGAAAUAUGGUAGAAGCUCAAUGCACUGCUCAGUUCGCGAACGACUCCCAAGAGAUGAAGAGCGGCACCGACAAGAAAAAGCUUUUGAAGAACAUCAAAAGGAGAAAAGAAUUGAACAGAGCCGCUUUGUCAUUCAAUAGCCUUUUAGCACUCGCAGAGAAUUUUGGAUACGUCUUUGAACUGAAACAAGUGAAGAGCGCAAAGAAAACGUUGCAGAUGUCUAAAGUCAGAAGUGUGAGAAUUGGCAACUCAGUUAUCCUCGACGAGAGCAAUUUAUAUAGUGUGGGUGUUGCGAUGAAUAAAUACGUCGCUUCACUCUGUGGAAAAGGAACUUCAGUGGUCGGAUUGAAACCAUAUGAUCCAGUAGUCUUAAGCUUCUUAGGACAAAAUAAUUCGACAAUUGAAGACUACAGCUCAACAGGAUAUUACGUCAAUAGCUACCCACAAUCAGUCUGUGGAUCACAAUCUCCAGUGUAUUGUGUUGAUAAUAAUAAUACUACAGUAUGUUGCGAACCGUAUCAUUUGACACUUAUUUUGUAA
Entamoeba invadens IP1 is the source of this 747-nucleotide messenger RNA. RefSeq lists its product as hypothetical. Bases 1 to 747 code for a protein of 248 amino acids. Lineage: Eukaryota; Evosea; Mastigamoebida; Endamoebidae. The transcript has a single exon. The record is from RefSeq and is a predicted model, not a curated record.